Messenger RNA from Acipenser ruthenus (sterlet), 2912 nucleotides. It is a transcript of the gene cry2, whose product is annotated as cryptochrome circadian regulator 2. Gene Ontology annotation, cellular component: cytoplasm; nucleus. Gene Ontology annotation, biological process: negative regulation of DNA-templated transcription; circadian regulation of gene expression; entrainment of circadian clock by photoperiod. Lineage: Eukaryota; Metazoa; Chordata; Actinopteri; Acipenseriformes; Acipenseridae. The coding region runs from base 183 to 1937 and encodes 584 amino acids. The transcript is spliced from 12 exons. The record is from RefSeq and is a predicted model, not a curated record. Gene Ontology annotation, molecular function: FAD binding; DNA binding.
CACGUAGCACCCUGCAGCCAAUAGGAGCUGGAGUCAAAUACAAUCCGGAGUGACUUUGAUUAAACAGUUUGGAUGGUAUAACUUGGUGGAAGUCUUGAGGCGUGUGUUGAACAUUAUAAUACAACAGCGGAGCAUGUGAACACUCCAGAAUAUUUCAAAUUAAAUACUGUGUACUUACAAUCAUGGUGGUCAAUUCGGUGCAUUGGUUUCGUAAAGGAUUGAGGCUCCACGAUAAUCCGGCUUUGCAAAGAGCUCUGGAGGGUGCAAACACUGUGCGAUGCGUGUAUUUUUUGGAUCCUUGGUUUGCUGCUGGUACUACGGACGUGGGCAUCAACAGAUGGAGGUUUCUACUCGAGUCAUUACAAGACCUGGACACCAGCCUUAGAAAACUUAACUUCAGGCUCUUUGUGGUCCGUGGGCAACCGGCUAAUGUCUUUCCAAGCCUCUUGAAAGAGUGGAAUGUGACACGCCUGACGUUUGAGUAUGAUUCGGAACCCUUUGGAAAAGAAAGGGAUGCAGCCAUCAUUAAGAUGGCACAGGAGUUAGGGGUGGAAGUUGCUGUAAAGAACUCGCACACACUUUACAAUUUAGACAGAAUAAUAGAACUAAACAAAAAUAGUCCUCCACUCACAUACAAAAGAUUUCAAGCAAUUAUCAGUCGCCUGGAGCUUCCGAAAAAACCAGUGGGCACAGUCACAGGAGGGCAAAUGGAAAGAUGCAGGACUGGUAUCGCCGAAAACCACGAUGAGCACUAUGGCGUACCAUCUCUAGAGGAGCUAGGGUUUAAAACAGCAAGUCUCGGUCCCACCAAAUGGAAGGGGGGGGAAACGGAAGCCCUGCGACGAAUGGACAGACAUUUAGAACGAAAGGCUUGGGUUGCCAGUUUUGAAAGACCCAAGAUUGAUGUAAACUCACUGAUUGGGAGUCAGACAGGAUUAAGUCCAUACCUACGGUUUGGCUGUUUAUCAUGUCGAGAAUUUUACUACAGAUUACUAGAACUGUAUAAAAAGGUCAAGAAGAGCAACAGUCCACCCCUAUCCUUGUAUGGGCAGUUACUCUGGCGAGAGUUCUUCUACACGGCAGCUACUAAUAAUCCCAAAUUUGACCGGAUGCAGGGAAAUCCAAUCUGUGUGCAGAUCCCGUGGGACAGAAACCCAGAGGCUCUGGCCAAGUGGGCUGAGGGGUGUACGGGGUAUCCCUGGAUUGAUGCCAUUAUGACCCAGCUACGGCAGGAGGGUUGGAUCCAUCACCUGGCCAGACAUGCUGUGGCCUGCUUCCUAACCAGAGGGGACCUCUGGAUCAGCUGGGAAAGCGGCAUGCGGGUAUUUGAGGAGCUGCUGCUGGAUGCAGAUUUCAGUGUGAAUGCAGGAAGCUGGAUGUGGCUGUCAUGUAGUGCUUUUUUCCAGCAGUUCUUUCACUGCUAUUGUCCUGUGGGCUUCGGAAAGAGAACAGAUCCGAGUGGUGACUACAUAAGACGUUACAUACCAAAGUUGAAAAAGUACCCAAACAAGUACAUUCAUGAGCCCUGGAAUGCCCCAGAAUCAGUGCAGAAGGCAGCAAGGUGCAUCGUUGGAGUAGACUACCCCAAACCAAUGAUCAAGCACGCAGAAGCCAGCAGGCUCAACAUUGAACGUAUGAAGCAGAUAUACCAGCAGCUCUCGCACUACAAAGGACUUAGUUUACUGGCUUCAGUACCUUCAUUUUCUGAAGAGCUUGGAUCCACAAUUACAGACCGAUCGCACGGAGACAGCAGUAACAGUGGUUCAAGCAUGGUGUGGCACAGUAGGACAUCUCCACUGGGGAAGCGAGACCGGCCCUCUGAACCGGACUGCGAAGAGAAAUGCACAAGACCCAAAGUUCUGUGUGGAUGCCCAACAAACAGGACAAACAUUCAGGAGUUACAGGUGGAAAAUUCUAAACGGAUGCAAAAAAACUAAACGCAACAGAAUACUGUGGCAAGAUGGAGUGCUCUGUAUAAUUCAGAUAUUACUAUAUGCACACAGGUUAAUCGGAUUUCAAAAUAGUUACUGGUCAUUCAGCGGGAUUAUGUUUCUAAACUUUGUUAAGAAGACUAAAUUGGUAUAAAAGUGUUCAUCUGCUUUAUACAUUUUAGCGAAAUAGCCUUUGAAAUAAAAAUAUGGCAAAACAACCCUUUACAUUAGUGGAAAAUUGUAACAUUCUCUAAUCAACUAGAAGUCCUAUCUUGAGGGCUUUUUAUUUAUAUAUACAGUAAAUCAAACCCCAUGUUUUAAUACAUAGAACAAUAAUUUAUUUUUCUAAAUAUAUAUAAAUUAAAAUACAAUUUACAUAGUAAUAUAAGGUGUGUCCCCACUGAAUUACAUGUUUCCCUUUGACAGAAAUUGUGUCAUCGUACAAUUAAGUUGUUUUCAGAAACAGAAGAUCCCUUCUAAUGAUUUGAGGAAUUAGUUUGCAUCAGUAAUUCAAGGAUAAUUGAAACUCUAAAAGAACAUUGUAAUGCAACACUGCUAGGAAAUACAACAGCUCAAACACAGAGAAAAUCUCUGCCUUUAUUGUUCUGUACCAGGUACUGGUUGUGUGUUUGGUUUGUAGCAGGUGCAUGGUAGAAUGCAUUCAUUAAAGGUCAUGGGCAUGCAGGACUCGCUGAAAUGAAAAGGCUCAUGAAAAUGAGAGCUGUGAUUGUUAAAGCAAUAAACUGUCAUGCAGUUGAAGAACUGAACUAUUGUAAAGUGAUAAAGUAUGAUCAUGUAUUCAUUUCAACCAACAUUUUGAGCUGUAUUUGGGGGUGUGCAGAAAAUCUAAUGCAGAGGCUAAUAUCCCUUUCUAUUUAAGUUAUUGUUUACCAUUGAUCCUAAUACGAUUUCUAAAUGUUGCCCCCUGGUUGCUCUCCAUUUAAGAUGAUUCUCUGUAUUUACCUGUUAAGAGGAAAAGAU